AUGACCAAGGUUCUUCUCACAGGUGGUUCGGGCUUCAUUGCCGGCCACAUCCUCGAACAACUCCUCUCCAAAAACCACACCGUAAUCACCACCGUCCGCACCGAGGAAAAAGCCCAAAAGCUGCGCUCCGCCCACUCCUCCUCCUCCUCCUCAACCAACCUCACCGUCGCCAUCGUCCCGGACAUUGCCCUCCCGCACGCCUUCGACGCCGUCGUCGCAGAGCACGCCCAAGAUUUGGAAGUCGUCCUGCACACCGCCAGCCCGUUCCACUACCGCUGGACGGACGCCCAGCGGGAGCUCAUCGAGCCGGCGCUCAACGGCACGCGCGGCAUCCUCGAGGCCAUCCACCGCGACGCGCCGUCCGUGAAGAGGGUCGUCAUCACGUCUUCGUUUGCGGCGAUCCUGUCGGAGGAGAGGCUUCAUGAUCCACAGACGACCUUUACGGAAGACUCGUGGAACCCGGAUGGCGUCGAUGCCGUUGGGCGCUCGCCGCCUACGGCGUACCGCGUGAGCAAGACUGCCGCGGAGCGCCUCGCGUGGGACUUUGUCGCCCAGAAGAAGCCCUCGUUUGACCUCGUCACCGUGAAUCCACCCGUGGUCUUUGGCCCCGUGGCGCAUAGCCUCGCCUCGCUCGAGUCAAUCAACACCUCCAACGAGCGCAUCGUCGCCCUGCUCAAGGGCGAGUGGAAGACUCGCAUCGCGGAUACGGGGCCCGUCGGUCUGUGGAUCGACGUCCGUGACGCCGCGGCCGCGCACAUCAGGGCCUUUGAGAUCCCCGAAGCCGGAGGACAGCGCCUGUUUACCGUGGCGGGGAGGACGUCGAAUCGCGACGUGGCGAGGAUCGUGAGGGAGAAUUUCCCAGAGUAUGCGGAUCGGUUGCCCGGGCCUGAGGUUCCUGGCGGGGAGCCGGCGGAUGAGAAGAGCACUUUCAAGUAUGACAAUCAGAAGACGUACAAGUUGCUGGGGAUUGAGUGGAUUCCGAUUGAGAAGAGCAUCGUGGAUACCGUCAAGUCGCUGAAGGCUUAUGGGAUCUGA
Molecule: messenger RNA, 1035 nt
Organism: Trichoderma reesei QM6a
Lineage: Eukaryota; Fungi; Ascomycota; Sordariomycetes; Hypocreales; Hypocreaceae
Exons: 3
Coding region: 1-1035 (344 amino acids)
Molecular function (GO): oxidoreductase activity, acting on the CH-OH group of donors, NAD or NADP as acceptor
Source: RefSeq, a predicted model, not a curated record